CCCAGACCCUGGUCCUAAGAAACGACAGCCCACUGCCCAUGGCAUGGCAUCUCAGUGGGCUGGACGACCUUGGAGAUGAGUUCUCUGCAUCGCAAGGCAGGGGCAUCGUUGGGCCCCGCACAGACUUUGAGGUGAAGCUGAAUUUCAAGGCCGAGAAGAUUGGCAUCACAAAUAAGAUGAUCCAACUAGAGGUUUCAGAUACAGAAAACAUCCUGGGCAUUGUUCAGGCUGAAACCAUCAAAGUCUCUGUGGAGGUCUACGAUGUUAAUCUGAGCAUCAACAUGCCUGAAGGUCCAGAUGGCAGCUUGGAAUUUGGAACCAUUAAUGUCCUGGAUAAUAAGCAGCAAGUCCUGAGUCUGCAGAACAAAGGCUUAUAUGACAUUGAGUACAGUUUCAAGCUGACCACUGGAAGUGCCAAGAGGGGUGACUUGGAAUCUCCCUUCACUGUCCGGCCGCAGGGGGCUGUGCUGAAAGCCUCCCGGCCACCUGUGAAAGUUGAGGUCCUCUUCCACCCCACGACUGAAGUGUUUCUUGAGAGCAAACCCAUCCUGCUCUGCCAGGUCAUUGAUCUCAAAUCGGGUCAAGGAGGCGAGACCGUUGCCACCAUCCCAGUGAGGGUGUCAGCGAGAGCUGUGUACAGCAAGUACAGCAUCGAGCCUGCCUCGCCCAUCGACUUCGGUGCCAUGGUUAAGGGCACCAAGAAGAGCCAGUUCACAGCAAGAGGAAUCUGCCCCCUCGGUCAGGGAAAGAAAACGCUCCACACAGGCUCAGCUCACUGCAGGCGUGUUCACGGUGUCCCCUUGCUCCGGCUCCGUCGGUCCUGAGGGCCAGCAGAAGAUCACAGUGGAUUGCAACACAGGAGCAGAGGGGAAAUGCGAGGAGCAGCUGUACAUUGACAUCAGCAACAGAGACCCCAAGGACAAUCCCCUCGGCAUUCCCUUUACCCUGACUGCCGAGUCCUGCCUCCCAGCGCUUGUUGAAGACGUCACGUCCAUCUUUGAGCAGUACCCGAUCCACAGCAAUGUCAAUCUCCGCCAGACGUUACAGUCGGUGCAAGGCCAACGGUGUGUUCAUCAGAGAUGAUAACAAAUUCAUCUUCACCAAAGUUCAGGUUGGGCAACGGGCCACGGCUCGCUUCAAGAUCUCUAAUGGCAGCAGUGUCCCAUGUGAUGUGGUCCUCUCCAUCAAAGCCUUGCCUGGAGAGCCUCACAGCCUCAUCAGCAACAUCUUCAAAUUGGAUCCUGUCGAGAUGAGCAUUCCUGGCUUAUCCCACGCCUUUGCUACAGUGACCUUCACUCCAGAACAAAAGGAGGACUACCAGUGCACCUUCACAGCUUCCCUUGUUAGCCCAAAAAGCAGCUCCGUGAAGAUGAAACCCCAAGAGCUGACCUUCACUGUCAGUGGAGAGGGGCACGUGCCUCAGGUGACAGUCGAGUGCCCGGGCCUUCGGAGUAAGAGAGGAACCCCUGUGCUGCGCUUCAGGAGGCUCCUGCUGGGGGAUUCACAGACACUCCCCCUGGUCCUUCGUAACAAUGGCACCGU
Pseudopipra pipra is the source of this 1542-nucleotide messenger RNA. RefSeq names its product hydrocephalus-inducing protein homolog. Gene Ontology annotation, biological process: axonemal central apparatus assembly; cilium movement. NCBI's taxonomy places the organism in Eukaryota, Metazoa, Chordata, Aves, Passeriformes, Pipridae. Gene Ontology annotation, cellular component: axoneme. The record is from RefSeq and is a predicted model, not a curated record. The coding region runs from base 39 to 824 and encodes 261 amino acids. The transcript has 10 exons.